AUGACGUCACUCCACCUGGCGGCCAACCAGCAGGACGCGGGUUAUCGCCAGCGGCCCCAGUCAGUCACGGGUAUCAGGAACAUCAAUCAGCGCGACUUUGUAACUCGCUCCCCCAGCGAGCUAGCGGCAGUUUUUCAUCAGCAGCAACAGAGUUCAUCGUCCAGUGCAGCCAAUAGUUCGACGCUUAGCAGCAGUCUGACGAGAGCAGCCGCCAGUUUGGAAUCAGCUGCCUACGGCAAACAGCCCACGAGGAUAAGAACCUCGGCAAGCUGUUUGUGCAACGACGAGAGCUGCGGUAGCCAGCAGCGGUUCCUGGGCGGCAGCACGGGCGUGCUCGGAGCCGGCGGCGGCGGCGGCGUAGCUGUGUACGACGACGAGGACUCGUGGUUCGGAGGGGUCGCGGCGUGCGAGCGAGACGCGUGCGGCGGCAGCCACCACCACCUGGCCCAGCAGCAGCAGCAGCAGCAGCAGCAGCUGGCGCGGCGCAGCAGCUCGGGCCAGGCGUGCGGGUCAGCGGGCGUGCCGCCCCGGCAGCACUACUACCCCGAGGGCGGCUGGGGCUGGAUCGUGUGCGCCGCCGGCUUCCUGGCGCACCUGCUCUCCUGCGGCCUGCAGCUCGCCUUCGGCCUGCUGCUGCUCUACACCGUGAGGCACCUCGGAGACAACGCCGUCAUCGACUCUGCGUGGCUGGGAGCGCUGAGCACUUCCUCGUGGCUGCUGGCAGCGCCCCUGGCGGUGUCUCUGUGCAGGCGCAAGUGGACGCGGCUGACCGCCAUGUUGGCCGGGCUCGUCAUGGCGCUGGCCUGCCUCUUCGCGUCCUUCGCCACGCAGCUGCACCAGCUGCUGCUCAGCUACGGCGUUCUGCUGGGCAUGUCUAGCGGUCUGGUGCGGGAGACGGCGUCGCUGACGCUGGGCCAUUACUUCCGGCGGCGCCGCGAGUUCGUCGAAAUGGUGGUGCAGGCGGGCGCCGGCGUCGGCAUCGCGCUCUUCUCCGUGCUCUACAGGGAGGCCGUCGGGCAGUGGGGCUGGCGCCUCGGCCUGCAGGCCGUCACGGUGCUGCUGUGCGCCGCCUUCUUCCUCGGGGCGCUGUACCGCUCGGCGUCCAUGUACCACCCGCAGCGGCGCGCCAUCCUGCUGCUCAAGAGCCAGCGCAAGAAGGCGCGCCACAAGAAGCCGCCCCCGCCGCCUCCGUCGCCGCAGCAGCGCCGCCUCCAGCAGCAGCAGCAGCAGCCGCGGCCGCCCUUCUUCGACGUCACGCCGCUGCGCAUCCGCGCCGUGCAGGUGCUCAUGCUCUCAUCCGCCGUCAGCGCGCUCGGAGUCUACACGCCCGUCUUCUACCUGGCACUACAAGGGUACCAAGAAGGCCUCGACGACAGCGCACUGGUGCUUCUGCAGACGUUCCUGGGCUUCGCCACGGCUCUGGGCUGCGUGGGCUUCGGGCUGAUGGUGGUGCGCGCCAGCGACCAGUGCCUCGUCUCCAGGCAGUACCUCUGCCAGGCCGCCAUGGCGGGCAUCGGCCUGUCGCUGCUGGCGCUGAGCACGGUGCAGGGCUACCACGGCUACGUGUUGGUGGUGUGGCUGUACGGUGUCUGCCUCGGCGGCUUCUUCUACUCGCUCAAGGUGUUCACCAUGCAGAGCGUGCGCUCGCGCUACUUUGCGCGGGCCUGGGGCUUCGUGCAGGGCGCCGAGGCGCUGCCCCUGCUGCUCGGUGUGCCAAUAACAGGUUACAUCAACCAGAGCCACCCCAAGGCGGGCUACUACUUCUCGCUGCUGGCGACGUUGCUGGGGGCGGUUCUGCUCUUCCUGGUGGGCGGCGGCUCUGGAGGCGGCAACGUCUGCGGUCGACCUCGUCUGCACAAGAGCAUCUCCUUCGCGACGCCGCUCGACCUGCCCAUGACCGACGAGUACUGGCGGCCCGUGCGGCCGUGCCGGAGCGUCCCCGAGGGGUUGGGGCGCCACCAGCCAAUCACAGUCGUCGAGCAGAUCACCACCUCCGUGUGA
Messenger RNA from Schistocerca nitens (vagrant locust), 2001 nucleotides. Its product is annotated as monocarboxylate transporter 12-like. Gene Ontology annotation, molecular function: monocarboxylic acid transmembrane transporter activity. The transcript is spliced from 9 exons. The record is from RefSeq and is a predicted model, not a curated record. Gene Ontology annotation, biological process: transmembrane transport. The coding region runs from base 1 to 2001 and encodes 666 amino acids. Lineage: Eukaryota; Metazoa; Arthropoda; Insecta; Orthoptera; Acrididae.